AUACAUUUCCUUAUUUCCAAUAGAAACUUUGCUUAAUUCUAUUUCAACGACCAUCUCAACCUUCAAUAAACCAUGUUGCCCAGUCCCUUAAAUUCUGUAAACUGAACUCGCUAAGAAAUGGUCUCACCAUGAGAUACAGUAGCUAUUUUAGCACAUUUGGAUCGUAUUACACGCACAGUUUUUAAUAUCGAACUAAAUAGUUUUGACAAUUUUCGCCGUAAGAAUUUUACAAAACCAGGCCCGAGGACAAUUUUCAAAUUUAAUCUUGUCCAAUGGGAUCCCGUCAAGUGAAGAGGCUGAAAUGUCCGAAAUGUUCAAAACUUAUCACAACCAAUAAACGUUUCGAGAAACAUCUCCGAAUGCAUGUAACUGCAAAAUGUGACAUUUGCGUACAAACCUUUGCCAAUUCCGGUGGUCUGCGACAGCACGUAGGACGGUUCCACAGUGGCCGACCGAAACACAGGUACAAGAUUUGUCUCCGAGAAUUUAAACGGGCACGGGAUUUACUCGGCCAUAUGGCAAACAUUCACGACACAUCAGAACGACCACGACAUCCGUGCACUUUUCCAGGCUGUGGCAAAACCUAUCAGAACAUCGGGUCGAAAAUUCGCCACGUUAAGAUUCAACACUCCCAGAAUCCUGUCCGAUUCUCGUGCACCCUUUGUGGACACAAGGCCAAAUGCCGAGGGGAGCUGGACCGUCAUGUUAGAACGCAUACGACGGAGAGGCCCUAUUCAUGCCGAACCUGUGGGGCAAGAAAGGCCCAAAUUAGCGAUUUAAGGACUCAUGAGCGUACCCACCAGAACAUUACUACCAGACAAAAGUUCCCUUGCAGACUUUGUUCAAGCAUCUUUAUGAGCAGGACUGGAUUGCUGGGUCAUAUUAAAACUUACCACGAAAAUUACGAGUAUCCAUGCAUCCAGUGCGGGAAAGUGUUCAUGUCAAUAUCUGGCUUAACGACGCACAAAAUGACGAAACACUCGUUAAACAAGGAGCCACUUUAUUCUUGUGGGAAAUGCGAGUUCAAAGGUUGGCUUAAAGGCGACCUUACCCGUCAUCUUACCCGCGUGCACGGCGGUCUGAAGACCAAGGAGUGCUACUUCUGCGAUAAAAAAUAUUACAGUUUUUAUCUAUUAGUUCAACACUGCCGAAGGCAUACACUGGAGUGUGAAGUAUGAAAUUAUCUAUGUUUCGGAAGAUUGAGUUUCUGUCGAGAAUGAAAUAUGUGUGAACUGUUUUUAUUUGAAUGUUCAACUUAUCAUGCAUAUUUAGAUAUUUUUGAUUCGGAAAUAAAUAUACGUAACGUAACGUAUGCUUUGUAUUUUCAA
This is a messenger RNA of Folsomia candida, 1328 nucleotides long. RefSeq names its product zinc finger protein 135. The transcript has 4 exons. The record is from RefSeq and is a predicted model, not a curated record. NCBI's taxonomy places the organism in Eukaryota, Metazoa, Arthropoda, Collembola, Entomobryomorpha, Isotomidae. The coding region runs from base 273 to 1178 and encodes 301 amino acids.